Molecule: messenger RNA, 2566 nt
Organism: Hyaena hyaena (striped hyena)
Lineage: Eukaryota; Metazoa; Chordata; Mammalia; Carnivora; Hyaenidae
Gene: NECAP1
Product: NECAP endocytosis associated 1
Exons: 8
Coding region: 39-866 (275 amino acids)
Biological process (GO): endocytosis
Cellular component (GO): membrane; clathrin vesicle coat
Source: RefSeq, a predicted model, not a curated record
UUCGCCCCGCCCCCGGUGGCGCGGAGUGCAGAGCCAAGAUGGCGGCCGAGUUGGAGUACGAGUCCGUCCUGUGUGUGAAGCCCGACGUUAGCGUCUACCGGAUUCCUCCCCGGGCCUCCAACCGCGGUUACAGGGCAUCUGACUGGAAAUUAGACCAGCCUGAUUGGACUGGACGCCUCCGAAUCACUUCAAAAGGGAAGAUCGCUUAUAUCAAACUUGAGGAUAAAGUUUCAGGGGAGCUCUUUGCUCAGGCACCAGUAGAACAGUACCCUGGUAUUGCUGUGGAGACGGUGACAGAUUCCAGCCGCUACUUUGUCAUCCGGAUCCAGGAUGGAACUGGACGAAGUGCUUUCAUUGGCAUUGGCUUCACCGAUCGGGGUGAUGCCUUCGACUUCAAUGUCUCCUUGCAAGAUCAUUUCAAGUGGGUAAAGCAGGAAUCCGAGAUUUCCAAAGAGUCUCAGGAGAUGGACACCCGUCCCAAGUUGGAUCUGGGCUUCAAAGAAGGACAGACCAUCAAGUUGAGUAUUGGGAACAUUACAACUAAGAAAGCGGGUGCUUCCAAGCCCAAGACUGCAGGGGCUGGGGGACUGAGCUUGCUCCCACCCCCACCCGGAGGCAAAGUCACUGUCCCACCACCAUCCUCCUCAGUUGCCAUCAGCAAUCAUGUCACUCCACCACCCAUUCCAAAAUCUCACCAUGGAAGCAGUGAUGCAGAUAUCCUGUUAGAUUUGGAUGCUCCUGCGCCUGUCCCGGCACCAGCCCUGGCUCCAGUGUCUGCAGGCAGUGACUUGUGGGGAGACUUCAGCCCUGCUUCUAGCUCUGUUCCAAAACAGGCACCACAGCCAUCCAACUGGGUCCAGUUCUGAAUAGCAUCAAGGACAGACUUGAAGAAACAAAAAAUCACCUUGAGGGCACCAAUCUGUGAGGGAAGUUAGGAGCCCCUUCUCUUCCCAGAACCAAACUGACUGGACAAUCUUUUCUGCAGCUCCUCCAUUGCACUCAAGCUGGAUUACGUCCCUCCCCUGUGUUGGUACUUGCUGUACAGCCAGGAAAGUAUCUCUUAUCUCCUGUUUGCGGUUGAGGCAGGGGAAUAGUGGGUCUUAACCAUACUUGUGGCCGACUAUGCAGGGCCCCAAAGGCCAGAUCUCUUUGAGAGAGAAGUGAAUUCUAACAUCUGUAAAAUCGUUCUUUUCAGUUCUUUAACUUACUUCGGAAUCAUCUCAUGACCCUGUGUGCCUCUUGGUGAAGCCCUAUUUGGCAGUUUCAGGGGAGACAGAAACCUUGGGAUUUCCUUUCCCACUAACCCACGACCCUCCGAAUGGACUGACUGCCCUCAGUGUUUACAGAUCCCGAGUUGUGAUAGGGAUUACGUCCUGGGUCCCUGUGCCAGGCCCUCCCUCAGGCUUCUCCUGUCCGGUGAGCAUCCCGCACUGGGUGCAGCUCCAUUGCCCUCUCAUGUGUUUACAUGUUUCUUCCUGUGCUCAGAGGGUUUUGUCGGUGGCUCCUGCACUGUUUUUUUACCUGUUGAGUAGUGCGGCAUCUUUGGUCAGCGGGUGUCUCUUUGAGGAACUGUUGAGUAGUGCGGCAUCUUUGGUCAGUGGGUGUCUCUUGGAAGAAGGAGGUUCAAGGGCUGUGUUUUCCAAGUUCCAUUGCAGAGGAGCAUUGACUUUCUUGCAGCUCCACCUAGUUGCUGCAUUUGAAGCGCGGCAUUACUUUGUAUUUGCCCCCUUAUUUGACCUGGAGUUGAAGGGUCUAGAGUUUUUAACCUGAUCUGUAGAGCAGAUGCAUUGAAAAGCACGUGACUCUUUUUCAGUGCCCACAUUGCCUUGCUGCCUGGGUAUCUGGCCCCUUUCCAUAAACAUGUAUUUUCCAACGCAUCUAGCCCUCUCCCAGGAAGCUGCUAUUACACACAUCGUCACUAAUGAAGGAAGCUGGAGAGUCCGCAGCGCUGGCUGUGACAGCGUCUGCCCGAGGGACGGCUUUCCCACGCCAUCACAUCGGGUGUCCCGAAAGCAAGUUGCUCUACCCCCACUUUCCCUGCCUCCCCCACCAUUCCUUUUACAGUGCUGUGAAGAGAGUUCCCUUUCUUAGAGGAAUGGGCACUAUCAGUUUUGUUUGUUGUGGACAAUUUUGAGGGUGAGAUGGGAAGAUACCGUUUCUUCCCUUAGCACUUCUUUGGGUGUGCACACUCUGGCUGAAGGGAGCCUUCUGUUUAGUUUUACAAUGUAGUCUCUCUCCUGGAUUUUCUUCUUGACUCUUUGUCACUUUGGGUCCAUUUUUUCUCAUUGCCUCCUGUUCCAGGCAGCUCUGUUGUCGCAGAGCCGGGGCAAGGCAUUUUACAAUUCCAAUAGAAAACACUAAAUGGAAAGUCUAGAAUCACUAGUGACUAACUACUGGGAAACUAUUUUCUCAAUCUUCCUCCAUGUUGUGUUCUUUGUAUUCUCAAGAUGAUAAUAUAUUAUGUAUUUGAAUUGCCGAAAAGUUGAAAAUGAAAUUUAAGAUAUAUGUAUAUAAAGCGUAUGCUGUAUUGGUGCAAUAAUGGUAAUUAAAAAUAUGGAAAAAGGUA